AUGCAUCGGUCUUCAGCUGAAUCUGCAAAAGACGAUGUUCAUGCGGAACGGAUGGGUCUCGGAUGCCCCAUUCACGCUCAACGGAACGAACAUAUCCGAAUGCACCAGCUACGUUUAUCUGGGUCGGGAACUGAAAUGAUGAACGACCUGACCCCCGAGCUGGGCAGGAGGAGACGAGCGGCUUGGGGAGCGUACAAGAGCAUCGAGGAUGUAGUGAAGAAGACCAGGAACACCCGGCUCCGUGCUCACCUCUUCAACACCACAGUACUUCCUGCUUUCACCUAUGCUUCGGAAACCUGGGCAUUUCGCAAGCAGGAAGAAAACGCGGUGAGCGUCAUUGAACGCGCAAUUGAGAGAGUGAUGCUAGAAGUAUCCCGUUUCACGCAAGCGAGAGACGGGAUUCGAAGUUCUCUUCUACGUCAGCGAUCGAAGAUUAGAGACGCCGCCGCGUUUGCCAAGGAAAGUAAAAUAAGGUGGGCCGGACACGUGAUGCGCUUUAACACAACAACCGUUGGACCAGAGCCGUGA
Necator americanus (New World hookworm) is the source of this 528-nucleotide messenger RNA. RefSeq lists its product as uncharacterized. The record is from RefSeq and is a predicted model, not a curated record. The transcript has a single exon. NCBI's taxonomy places the organism in Eukaryota, Metazoa, Nematoda, Chromadorea, Rhabditida, Ancylostomatidae. Bases 1 to 528 code for a protein of 175 amino acids.